Xenopus laevis (African clawed frog) is the source of this 5493-nucleotide messenger RNA. It is a transcript of the gene pprc1.S, whose product is annotated as peroxisome proliferator-activated receptor gamma coactivator-related protein 1. The transcript is spliced from 14 exons. Lineage: Eukaryota; Metazoa; Chordata; Amphibia; Anura; Pipidae. The record is from RefSeq and is a predicted model, not a curated record. Bases 78 to 5162 code for a protein of 1694 amino acids.
ACGCCCCCUCCCAUGCGGCAACUACCACAUGUUCCAGUGCUGAGCUGCCGGCAAAGCAUAGGAGUUAAGGGGCCAAGAUGGCGGCGCGGUGGGGAGUCGGAGAGGAGACUUUAACCAUCGGAGGAAUGGAGCUCUUCACCGCCGGUGGCCCUCUUCAGUGCAAUGUCCUGGAGGACCAUGAGUCUUGUUCUGGUCUUUCAGACCUCAGCCUGGAUGCAGGAGGAUUCCUGGGAACUUUCCAGGGCUAUGUGGAUCACUCUAUCAUAUCUAUCAUUGAUGAUACAGGUGCACUGGCUGAGAACAAAGGUCACUUUGAUGAGGAGAAUGAGCUGUCACUUCUGAAUGCUCUAACAGAGAUUCUGGACAAUGCCGAUGAUGAGAAUAUGUCUCCGUUUGACACCAUCCCAGAUACUGAACUACUCGUUUCCCCAAAAGACAAAGAAAACGCUACAUUGCAGAGAUUUCUAAGUCUAUCGCGUACACCGACUGAUCGAGCGGUUUCACCUUUGGAUGAACAACGCGGAAUUAAUGGCAAGUUUGACACAUCAGGUCAGAAUUGGGAACUGUUUACAGAAAAUAUCAGUUCUACACCAAAGAGACACAACAGGCAGAGGAACACGAGGGGAUGUCUAACACGGAGGUUAAAAUCAGAGCUUACCCAACAGCGAAGUGAUGGGGAAGAUGAAGAGUUCCCAAGCCCAGAAAAAAACUUUGAAAAAGACAGCACUGCUGUAGAUUUUGAAUCGGAAUUUGCUGUAAAUUCAGUAAACAGGGAAAAUGUGUUUGAGGAGGAGGUGCUUAUGAAGAGAAUACCUUGUAUAAUUAAUACAGAAAAUGUUGCUCUUAAUGACCUUGUGAAAUAUAUGCACCCAUAUUGCCUUCCAUCAAUUGCUGCUUGCAUGGACCCUAAAGAGUCUGAGAUUGAGGAUAACCUCAAUGAAGGAAUAUUUCUUGAAAUUGUAGCAAAUGGAAAAUGUAUUAAAUUGCCAGUGGUGAUUGAGCCAGCAGAGGAGAUGGAGUCCGAAGGUUUAGAAGAAAAAGUCUGUCUUUCAGGGGGAAAAAAUUCAGAUGUUGAAAUGCAACAAUCUUCUGAAGAACAGUGUGGAUCGCUACAGGAUAGUGAUCAACAUUUAGUAAAAAGUACAGAUGAAUGUACACAAUCGGUGCAGGAACCAAUACUUCUUGACUGCAAAGAAAUUUUGCCAAUUCUAUCCUCUCAGGGGGAGGAACCCACAUUGGAGCCACAGCAAAAGGACAUUGUGGAAAACGAACCUAAAUUUGAGCCUUCUUCAGAAAACAAUGGUUUAAGCCAAACCAUUUUCAAACAAUGCAAUGAUUUUGGCACAAAAGGGAAUGAGCUAGCAGAGUCUGGUCCUAUAAAGAAAGAUAAUGAACCAGAAGCUUGUGUUAAAGAACAUGCGGCACAGAAGGGGAAGAAAUCUGACAAAGUAUGUCACGGCAGCCAAAAGUCCAAGCUGAAAACGAAAAAGAAGACGGUUGAAUGUAAACAGCAAGAUGUUGUUGAGAAGAUGACGCUACCGAACAACCAGCCUCCUGUGUGUGUGAAUAACCCAGUAGUGCAGGAGUCAGAUUUUCUAAUAAAACAACUAGAGCAGGUGAAAAUGGAGACUCGGUUGGAACUAAGGUCUUCUAAAAUGGUCAGAGCGAAAGCCCGAUCAAGACAAAACAUGGAUAAUUCCAAUGCUUCAGUGAAGAAACUACACAACGGUAAGACUAAAAAGAUAGAGAAGCCCGUUGCCAUAGAAAAUGAGCAAGCAAAGAAAAGUUCAGAAAAUACUGCUUCAGAGAAAGAUUUAGCUCAAAACAAUGUAGAAAUGGUAUGUGAACAAGCUGAAGGCAAAUCGGAUAAACACAUAGAAGGGAAUACAGUGUUAGAUGACAAGACUGUCCAUCAACAAGAGGAUGAAGGUAAAGAUUUCCUUCCAAAUAUCCAGUGUAAAGAGAGUCUUGAUUUGGAUGAGAAGAGCACAAUGAAAGGGGAGGUAGAAAAUGACCCUAAUGCACUACAGAUGUCCAAACCAAAGUCCCUCAGUUUAAGUGAGUACAGGAUGCGAAUGCAACAUCGCAAACCGAAUGCAGAGCAGCGAGACAAUGAAAGUAAAUGGCCCUCCAUUCCUGAGCCGCCAACUGAACUGGCAGAAAUCCCUUGUUUGGUUGUACCUGGAAAGGAAGAGGUUUCUUUGAAACCAUCCAAAGUAAAGCCAUUAGAGGAAAAACCCAGGGCUGAAGAACCAUCUGGCUUGGAAAUCUCAUCUAGCUCUGUUUCUGCAACAUCUUCACAGCCAGUACUAAUUUCAGAAGCUCUGCAACCGAAACAGCCUGAUAUGCAGGCACAAACUGUUGCUAUGGACAUUGCUCCUUUCAGCGUGACUUCCCAACCAAAUGUUCCACCACCUCCUUUUUAUACACCUGCGUGGCCUUCUGUUCCCUUGCAACCCCCAUACUAUCCAAGUAUACCUCCUCCAAAUGCAGUUACAUUUGCAAACGGUGUACCACAUGAUCCCUUGCACACACUACCUAUGCCUCCACCACCUGUUAUGGCUUGGCCUCCAUUUCCGCCACCACCAUUUGCAAUGGGUCCUGUUCCAUCUCCUGAUAUGCCUCUCUUGGGUGCGGGAUUACCUCCUCCACCACUUCCUUUUUGGCCACAUCUACCAAUGCAGCAAGGUUUACCUGAAAGAGGUCCACCAUCUCUGAGCACUGAUGGAACCACUGCCAUGCCUCCAGUUGCUUUUAGUGACGUUAAUAAAAAUAUUGACUCUCACUUGUCUAAAGAGACCUACGUUGCACCGGUUAAACACCAUAGUCAGAAUAAUUCUGCAGUCAGCAGUCAAAAAAGAAAGAAAUCUGAUAAUAGUGGAUUAAUUUCAAAGGAUAGGAAUACCAAUGACGUAGCAAAACCUCCAAAAGAGUUCAUUAAACAAAACACAGUGCCCCUUAAGCAGUCUGAGACUAGAACAUCAAAGUUACCUGCAGAGAGCCACUCUGACCUCAGGAAGUUGGAUCUUUCUAAAUCUGCUGGAUCGGCGGCGAAGAUGCUGGAAACUAUGCCAGCAGAGCCAAAAAAGGUAAAUUUGCAGGAUCCAAACAUCAAGUUUGCAAAUCCAGUGGUCUUAAAGAUCAUGGAAAUUCUUAAGAAAGCUCAAAAACUAGGUUUUCAAAUAAACCCUCAGCAACCUUUGCAAUCUGGAAGUUCAAAAUCGGGAACACUUCUCCCCUGUCCCUUAAAACCAAUUCAGAAGCCUUGCAAAGAACAAGGAAAAGUAAAUCCUAAGCGUCUGACCAAAAGUCUUGACAAAGAUCCCAUCCUGGAGAAUCAGCCAAAAGGUGAACCUAUAAAAAUAGCAUCUGAUAUGCAGAAACAAGGGAAGGUUGAAAGUUCACAGGUGCCCAGUAUCCACCCAGUCCAACAGAAAAUAUCCAUAGAUGCCACCCCUGGAGACACUAGAGCUGAUGGGAACAUCAAGAUCACUUCAGCAGUUGCAAAUGAUCCGCAGGCUCCUGUGGAAAACUUCACUUGUGAAGAAGGUAUUGAAGCUACAGAUCUAACCAGUCUUCUGGAACAGUUUGAAAAGUCUGAGGCUAACAAUGAGGAACGACACACACAAAGUCCUGAGUUAAAAGUGGCUGUAGGAAACUCUGGGUUCGAAAGACCAAUGGAGAAGAAGGUACUGGACAGACUUCUGGCUCCUGAGUUGGCCAGUACUGCUGGGUUAACUCCACCAGCAACUCCACCGCAUCAGAUGUGGAAACCAGCAAUUGCUUCGUCUCUGACUGGAAAAGCAAAACCACUACAUGGAAACUUCCAAGAUCGAGCUUGUACUUCUCCACUAAAGGCUGCAAAGUUAAUUGAAGCAAAGCCUCUUCCACAGUGUAAACUACGUAACAAAAGCACAGUGAUUGCUCCUGUUUACGCACAACCUCCUAUCCACGUGGCAUCGGGUGAUCACGACUAUUGUAUUCUUGCCACCGGCAAGUGUCCAGUUGCUGCUUCAUCUGCCCUUACACAAUCCGAGCCUGAAACUGUCAACAUAACCCAGCCUUCCCGAUGGAAUGUUAAGCAUCACCAAAAUAUUACUAUAAAGCCUAUAGUGCCGUUUAAUAAAAGGGUUCAGAACAAAUUGUGUCCGAAUCAGGCCACAACUCUUGAAGUGUGCAACCAAAGUAUUCCCUGUGGAACCAACAAGUCUGUACCAUCUCAUAGUAAUAGCCAGAAAAAUACCAAUGAUCCACUAGAUCAUAGGACUAAUGUAGUAGAAUCUGUGGCAGAAAAGCACCCAGGUUCAGUGUUAAUGUCUCCAGAUGCGUCACCUUGCCGCAGUGAAGACUGGGAGACCAGAACUAGUGUUAGAAGGGAAGAUACUGCUUUUUCCCGGAGAUCUUUGCGCUGCUACAGAAGAUACAGAAGUUCUCCUAGCCCUCAGAAAUCCAGCCGUAGCCGUUCUUGUAGCGCAGAUUCUUCAUGCUCUUCAUCCUCUUCAAGUUCUCACUCAAGAUCUCCUCCAUCAAAGAGGCAGAGAAUUUACAGAUCAAGAAGUCGCCACAGGUCUCGCUCUUCCUCCCGAUCUAGAUACCAUGGCUCAAGCAGCAGGUCUUGGUCAUCUUCGUCCUCAUAUUCCUCCCGCUCCUGCUCUCCAUCCUCAAGCUGCUCUGGCUCCCGCUCUAGAUCCCCCUGUCGCCGGAGGUACAGGAGCAGAAGUAGAAGGUGUGAGUCUCGAGAGAGCUGUAACAGGCAGAAGAUCCAGCACAAGGAACAGGCAAUAGAGGAAAGGAGAGUCGUCUACAUUGGAAAAAUUAACAGUCUCAUGACAAGAACUGAGCUCAAAAGCAGAUUUUCUGUUUUCGGGGAAAUAGAGGAAUGCACAAUUCACUUCAGGGAGGAAGGUGAUAACUAUGGCUUUGUCACCUACCGCUACACUUGUGAAGCCUUUGCUGCCAUAGAAAACGGCCACAAGCUACGGCUUCCAGACGAGCUGCCUUUUGACCUCUGCUUUGGCGGCAGGAGACAAUUCUGUAAGAGCAGUUACGCUGAUCUGGAUUCAAACAAGGAUGACUUUGAUCCAGCGCCCAUAAGGAGCAAAUUUGAAAGUCUAGAUUUUGAUACGUUAUUGAAACAAGCCCAGAAGAAUAUCCGGAGGUAACGUUAGGAGCAAGUGCUCAAGCAAAGAGAUCAAACCUAUAGAGUCUAUAACUAUUUACCUCAAAACACUGGAUAUGGCCAUUCACUAAAAAAAGCAUGACAAUGCUGUUCAAGGAAAAGCGUGCCCUAUUUUUUUUUUUCUAAAAUAAACAAGAAAAUCGUAAUAAAAAGGUUUAAAGAAAAUUCGAUGUUUUUUAAUGACAUUUGUUUUUCUAACCUAUUUAACAAAUGCUCAAAGUGCAUUGGGAAUAAAGUAACUAUGUCUAUACUAUAUGAUAAAUAAAUCACUAUGCAGAUUUAAAAAUAAAAUCAAUAAAAAAGAUGAACUAGAA